This is a messenger RNA of Penicillium mononematosum, 477 nucleotides long. RefSeq lists its product as uncharacterized. The record is from RefSeq and is a predicted model, not a curated record. NCBI's taxonomy places the organism in Eukaryota, Fungi, Ascomycota, Eurotiomycetes, Eurotiales, Aspergillaceae. Bases 1 to 477 code for a protein of 158 amino acids. The transcript has 2 exons.
AUGACAAUCCAAUUCCCAAUAAUGUCAUUCGACUAUUUCCAGCCAAGCCCAGCCAAGAAAUUCAUCUCCUUGACCAAACACCCUCGGGCGACUAGCGAGAAAAUCAACACCAUCUUUGACGAGCUCAAGCCCCUUCAGCCAGAUGACUUAAUCGGUGAAUGGGACGGAUAUAUCCUUGCCACCGGGCAUCCAUUCGAAGACGAACUGGACGCACUCAAUUGGUUCGGCAAUACAUUUUAUUCCGCAGAGGACGUAGCGCCGCUGAUUGUUGCGCGGAAUGGGGAGCGGGUGCCAUUCGAGGAUUGGGGGCGUGCAUCCUUACGUGAAAUCAAAUACCACGGUGUUGUCUCUGCGGCUUUGGUAUACGAUGAGCGACCGAUGAUGGCCUAUUAUCGAGCUGUGAAGCAUAACAUGGUGGCGGGGUGUAUUGAGAGUAAAGAGUGGCAGGGGAAGGUCUAUUUCUAUUUGACGAGAUGA